This is a messenger RNA of Sycon ciliatum, 6041 nucleotides long. Its product is annotated as diacylglycerol kinase eta-like. The record is from RefSeq and is a predicted model, not a curated record. Lineage: Eukaryota; Metazoa; Porifera; Calcarea; Leucosolenida; Sycettidae. The transcript is spliced from 29 exons. Gene Ontology annotation, biological process: lipid phosphorylation; intracellular signal transduction; diacylglycerol metabolic process. Gene Ontology annotation, molecular function: ATP-dependent diacylglycerol kinase activity. Bases 238 to 5016 code for a protein of 1592 amino acids.
CAGAAGACCGUAGAUCUGGUAGAACUAGAAAGAGUAGAAGCUCGAAGAUCGAUUUCGUCUGCGGCACGAAAAGUCUGUGGGUCAACGAAAUCUACCCACGCGGCUGAUGCGUCCUUGUUGACCUGGUAGUCUGGUUGAUAGAGCAGGACCCAAGUAGUUACUUGCAGCUUUUGGGUACGGCCGAGAGGGAAUGGCGAAGACACAAGGGGUUUUCUGCGUGCCAGGGAGUGAUCACCUAUGAGUCAGGACAUGGAGAAGCAUGCCGCUGCCACCGGCGUUGAGUGUGAUGUGAGCAAAGAGUCAGCCGACCGGAGUGAGGUCAGGAAAAAGGGACUUGUAUUAUCAACUUGUGACGAAGAGGAUGAGGUUGACGAGCCCUGCCCUUCGAGCCGAGGACGCCUCCGGUCAAUGCGCUCACUCCGACGCAACGACCGCAAAACCAGAGACAGUUCAACUCAAGCGGGCCGGACUGUACCCGUAACAAAAGACGGCAACCUGUGGCGACAAACUGGCAUUUUUGAGAAAUGGAGGAAGGUUCAUGUCAUUCUGAUGGGUACUCGGCUGUUGAUCGGUACUAGCGCCAAGAGCGAUGUCCGCGAGGAGUUCAACGUGCUGGAGUGUAGCAUUGCAGAGAGAAGCCUGACCAACACACGCCACUGCUUCACGGUGCUGAGUCAAACCGUACAGGUUGUGUUUUGCGCAGAAACGCGCAAGCUGAUGGAAGAAUGGAUGACGGCCAUACGCAAUGCCGCCAAGGACGAAGCUGUGGAGCAAUGGGCAGAUCAAGCCAGGAAUGAUCACUACUGGUUCUUCCGGCAGUUUCGUAUCCAGGCGUAUUGCAACAUAUGCCGUGAGCAGUUUGGUAUCAAGACAGCUGUUCUUGAGUGUGAAGUGUGCAAGAUGAAAGUGCACCGGCGCUGUGCGUCGUGUGUCGUGCAGGAUUGCAAGUGGCACUCGUCCAAUCGCAUGCCGACGUCGUCGCAGCAGGCGCCCGGUACUUCCUUGGCACCGGCCAAUACGCUCUCUUUCACCCCUAAGCCCGCUAUGUGCCAUCAGUGGCUGGAGGGGAACUUGCGACCAGGCAGCACCUGCGCCUUCUGCAACAAAAGCUGCGGAAGUGCAAAGCGCCUGCAGGACUGGCGCUGUAUCUGGUGCAACAUCACUGUCCACGACGAAUGUCAGAGCAAGGUCUCCGACCGAUGUUCAUUAGGUAUCCAUCAUCGCAUCAUUCUGCCACCACAGCACGUCGUCAUUGCUAACCAGGAGUGCACAAUCAACGUUGAUGAAAUCAGUCCGCAGUCAUGCCCCAUGCUGGCGUUUGUGAACUCGAAGAGCGGCAACAACCGCGGCGUGCGCUUCAUGCGCCGCCUGCGUCAGCUGCUCAACCCGAUCCAGGUGUUUGACCUGGCCAGUGGUGGCCCGACGGCUGGUCUGGUGCUCUUCAGGCACGUCAUGAACUUCCGCGUGCUUAUCUGUGGUGGAGAUGGCACCGUUGGCUGGGUCCUGUCCGCUAUGGAUAGGGUUGGCAUUCGUGGACAGUGCCACUUUGGAAUCUUACCCCUUGGGACUGGCAACGACCUUGCUCGCGUGCUUGGCUGGGGAUCGUCCAUCGCCGACGACCAUCUUCUCUCGUCACUGCUCACUCAGAUGGAGCAGAGUCGUCUGCGCAAGCUGGACAGGUGGAGCAUUUGCGAAGUGGACAGCAAAACGCAAAACCGCAAAUCAAUUCGUCAGUUUGCCGGGUCGGACAACCCAAGUUUUGUUGAUCCCCUGUUUGAGUCCCAUGUCGACGCCGUACUGGAGAGCUACUUCUCUGUGAAGCUGAUGCUGCAGCGCCUCCAGAAGAUGGUGUGCAACAAGGAAGACCUGGAGCUCUACUAUCGGGACUUGUCCAGGGCGGUGAGCAAUUUCAUCGAGAACAUUUAUGUCAUGUCUGAUUUGACUGACAUGAAGGCCGUGCUCAACCUGAAGUGCCGGUUGUUGCGACUAAACCUACAGCAGCUGACGCUGGGCCUCACCGAAGCCGGUGUUCUCAAAUCGGACAUCUCCAACAUCAGCGCCUUCCGUGGUCCAACGCAGACGCCAUCCCUGGCCACUAGCCAGGAAUCGGUGGGUGCCUGCAGGAAUGUGGACAGUCUAGUCAGCGAGAACAGUGACAGCUCGGUCAGCAGGAAUGCCGACAGUGUUCUCAGCCGGAAUGUAGACAGCGGUGUCAGCGACCAAGACGACUCGUUGGUGGCGUCGGCCAGCAAUGCUGGUGUGUUGGCGGAUGGCGACGACGACUUUCCCAUUCCCAUACCGGAUUUCUCGGAGGUGCACAAGCGCUCCGUGGCACGCCAGUGCCGGUCCGUGCUGUCACGAUCCUCUAGUCUGCAGAGCCACGCGUCCACGAUCACGCCCUGCGUGUCGCCCAAGUCCGGCUCCAUCGGCUAUCGCAGCAUGGGCGGUUGCAGCGCCAAGUCGGGUGACACGGUCACGUGCGGUGGCAAGGCACCCGUCACGUCCACGGCCAGCUUUUCGUCGGACAUGGCCGACAGCUCCACGACCACGUCGUCGUCCUCGCUCACCAGGAAACACUCCUGGGUGAAAUCAGGCAGCCAUCGCGUCAAGUCCAGCAGCCAUCGCGUCAAGCGCAUCUUACGCCGCAAAACCGUGACUUCGCUGCACCAGGAGGAUGGGGAGAUGAAGAGGGAAAUUGCUGCAAUCGACACGAAGGACACGGGCCAUGAUACAUCACCCCGUUCUCCCCAGGGACCAGUGCGGAGUUCGUCCGACGUGAUGAUAUCGGAGCGACAGAUCAAGAGAUGUCGAUCGUCCUCCAUUGCAUGUGGUGAAUCAUUAGCGAAGCAUCAGCACUUUGCCACGCCGAAAGUACUGCAAAGUGAGGAGUUUGUGUUCCAAAUGAACAAGCUGACCUCAGCACUCGACGCGAUAUUCGCUAUCAUUGAUCCGGCGCACGAAGACGUAGAGAAACGUUCCAGCGUUGACGUCUCUAGCUUUGUGGAUCCGGACGUGCGGUCGCGGGCGCUCAUGUACUGCUCGUCUCGGCGCGUCUCGGCUCUUCUGGCCGAUUCGGUCGCCGAGUCGCAGCAGGGCGGUCACACAGCCGCGGCCUCGGUCACCAGCGCGCCUAGCAGCACCAACAUCCGGGACGUAACCAACGGCAACCUGCUGCGCGGCCAGCGUCGCUGCUCCGAGAACGAUGCCUACAUGUUCACCGGCCUGACCCCGCUCAAAAGCAUGGAGCACAUGUCCGCGUCGUCGCUCAUUCAGCUUGCCAAGUCUCCGGACCUGGAACGCCACCGGGAACUCUCCAAGAACCGAAGCGCCAGCGAGUGGGAGCUACACUUGAUCACGUCAAAGAACCGGCAGGGUCAGCCAGCGCAGGGCAUGCAAACGUUCCGCCAGCACCAAUUUGUGCAGCGCCCCAAGCCACUGAAUUCCUCCACGAGCAGUUCUAGCGAGAACUCGCUGGUCAAUUCAUCCGUGGCCAGCCUCGGCACGAGCAACAAGAGCGUUCAGAUCUCGUUGCAGAAGCCGUACACGUCGAGCCAGUCCAUCGAAAGCCAGGAUGAUCGGCAGAGCUCCGGGCAGGCUAGCAGCGCGUCUGGCUGGGCACCUAGCACCCCGACUUCACUGGGACAUGCCCCGGCCAGCUUCCAAUCGCUCUGCGCAACUGAAAUGCGCAACACAUCCGGUCCGUUCAGUGACAGUGGUGUGAGCACAAUGUCUGCCGGCACGAACACCGUCAGCAUGGCUUCGUCCUCUCAUUCACUGCAUCGUAACAUGGCUCAACAACCGCCGCCAGAGUUCCGGUGCAACUUGGCAUGUUCGCAGCCUAUUCCUCAGGGUGAGCGUGAGAUCAGCGUGAUGAACAACUACUUUGGCAUUGGGCUGGAUGCUAAAGUCUCACUUGACUUUCACAACUUACGCGAGGAACACCCAGAGCGGUGUCGGAAUCGUGUCAAGAACCUCAUCUGGUACGGGGUGUAUGCUGGACGUGAGAUGGUGCAGCGAACUACUCGCUCACUUCAUAAACGUAUCAAACUGGAGUGCGAUGGCGUCACUAUUCAACUACCUCGUGUCCAAGGCAUUGUGAUUCUCAACAUUCCCAGCUACAUGGCCGGAGCGAACUUCUGGGGGACGGAGAAAGACGUGGAUCGCUUCUCUGCACCGUCCUUUGAGGACCAGCUGUUGGAAGUCGUGGCAGUGACUGGAUCCAUUCAGAUGGCCAACUCAAAGGUUCUCGGCCUGCAGUCGAACGGGAACCGUGUGGCGCAGUGCUCCAUGAUCCGCAUCACCAUCACCGGUGAAGAGCCCAUACCUGUGCAGGUGGACGGCGAAGCAUGGCUGCAGGAGCCCGGUGAACUCGUCAUACGCCACAAGAACUGCUUACCGAUGCUUUUCCGUGACACAAAGAGCUUCAUGAGUAGCUUACACUCAUGGCGGCCAUCGUCGUCCAAGGUGUCAAAGACGCGUGCACUCUCCGGAGAGGAGUUGACAAUCAUGAAGCCGCUGGAAAGCAAGGUGGCCUUCCUGAUGUCAAUAUGCUCACAGCUACCUGGUCCGAUCAACAAAGAGGACAAGCAGGCACUGGUGCAGACCAGAGAACACCUCAAGGCGUCCAGCAAGUCCAUCUUCAGCUCCUCGCUACCCUCGAUGGUGGCCGCGGUGGAGUUUCUCAACCGGCUGCGCAGCUACCUGCAGAUCGUCAUGCGCAUUUCGGACAAGGCUGUCAACUCUUCUUCAAGUGUGCGAAUAGCAGCAGUUGUCAAUGAGUUGCUAGUGGAUGUAGAGAUCGUGGAGAAAAGCUUGCAGCCAUUCGAGCGUUCACUUGCCAAGAAAGAAAGCGGCUCUCGCUCCUAUGGUAGCAGCUUGGACGUGUCGGUGACGGAAAGUGACCCCAAGCCUGCACAAUCACCACACCAGACUCAGUCCAAGUUCAAGCUGGCGGUCCGUGCAAAGGCGUUUUUCAAGCGUGAUGCGCCGACAGUUGACCCCAAUGACGCAGACUAGCAAUGCUGCUGCUGGCCGUUCUCGCUCAACGACGCCACCUCUCUCAAGUGUCACUUUAGUCGUUCUGGGCACUCUGUAUUUUCUCUACUUUAUUCUAUAUUGCUCCUCUGGGCAGCCCUCUCUUCGCACGUGCGGCCUUCUCCUCGUUCGCCUGACACUCUCUGGUCCACGGGCAUGUGCACUUUAGUGACUUCGCAACUAGUGUCAACUUUCCUGUCUACUUUGCAUCUAGGUUGGUUGCCAUCUAGUCCACACCUAGUUUUCCAAUGCCGCCAGGCUCCUGCCCCCCUGUAUACCUGCCACACACCAGCAUAGCUUUAGUCGAUGUUGUACGCCAGUGUGUGGUUUGUUCAGUAGCGAGUGAGCCCCACUGAUUGAUUCACUCGCGCCAACACACCGCCUUAACUCGCCAAGACUAACAACGAAUACUGAAAUUCGCCCAUGCUCAUCGGCAUGCCCGAGUAGCUGGCAUGCACUGACCAGUUCAGUCAUGUCACCGCGCAACGCGCGUGCAACCGUAGCUCCACCUGUAGUCAGUGAACUUGUGGGCGGUUACAAAGCCGGAUGCGUGCAGCCGGCCAAACACUGUUAGCCUGUAGUGUAUUCAUGCAUGCGUGCUUGAAGGUGGCAGUGCUCACUCAGUACUAGUGCACAUCACUAACUGUUACUAGUGAUGUGCACACUAGGUUCUCACUUGCUGAAACGUACACACUGUGCUCUACACUGAUUUUCAUUGUCAUAGUCCGCAUAUAAAGAGAUGUCCUAACAAACUUUGCCAGAUGUAUGGUGUUAACCCCAACUCCUUUCCCUAGGCCUUGAAUAACUGGAUAAAGCCGUUUGCUCGACUUUUUUUUCGUAACAGAAAUCACGCGCGCCCUGUUUCUCCCAUAUUUAUUUUGGCUUUGCUUCAUCCAUUCUAUUCUACUGUUUCUAGUCUCUGAUGAUUGGAGUAUUUAUUCUUCUAGUACUGGCAUUGCGUAUAUGUAUACAGAACAAAUGUACUGUAUUGACUCCACUCCGGUGAU